Hyaena hyaena (striped hyena) is the source of this 2684-nucleotide messenger RNA. RefSeq names its product purinergic receptor P2X 6 (gene P2RX6). The record is from RefSeq and is a predicted model, not a curated record. Gene Ontology annotation, molecular function: extracellularly ATP-gated monoatomic cation channel activity; purinergic nucleotide receptor activity; ATP binding. Gene Ontology annotation, cellular component: plasma membrane; nuclear inner membrane. Lineage: Eukaryota; Metazoa; Chordata; Mammalia; Carnivora; Hyaenidae. Gene Ontology annotation, biological process: response to ATP; monoatomic cation transmembrane transport. The transcript is spliced from 12 exons. The coding region runs from base 13 to 1194 and encodes 393 amino acids.
GGAGCUGGAAGCAUGGGCUUUCUAGGGGCCCUGGCAGGCUGGGGGCUUCUGGAUUACAAAACGGAGAAGUAUGUGAUAACCAGGAACUGGCGGGUGGGCGCCCUGCAGAGGUUGCUGCAGCUCGGGGUCAUGGCCUACGUGGUGGGGUGGGCUCUCCUCGCCAAAAAAGGCUACCAGGAGCGAGACCUGGACCCCCAGAUUUCUGUCAUCACCAAACUCAAAGGGGUUUCUGUGACCCAGAUCAAGGAGAUGGGUAAUCGGCUGUGGGAUGUAGCAGACUUCGUGAAGCCACCACAGGGAGAGAAUGUGUUCUUCUUGGUGACCAAUUUUCUUGUGACUCCAGAACAAGUUCAGGACAGGUGUCCAGAGCACCCCUCCAUCCCGCUGGCUACCUGCUGGGCUGAUGAGGACUGUCCGGAAGGGGAGACUGGGACGCACAGCCAUGGUAUAAAAACGGGCCAAUGUGUGGAAUUCAAUGGGACCCACAGGACCUGUGAGAUCCAGGGCUGGUGCCCUGUGGAGAGCGGCACUGUGCCCGCGAAGCCCCUACUGGUCCAGGCAGAGAACUUCACCUUGUUCAUCAAGAACACUGUCACUUUCAGCAAAUUCAACUUCUCCAAGUCCAAUGCCUUGGACACCUGGGACGCCACUUAUUUCAAGCGCUGUCGCUACGACUCACGCUACAGCCCCUACUGCCCUGUGUUCCGCAUCGGGGAUCUCGUGGCUGCAGCUGGAGGGGUGUUUGAGGACCUGGCAUUGCUGGGAGGUGCUGUGGGCGUCCAAGUCCGCUGGGAUUGUGACCUGGAUGCUGGGGGCUCCGACUGCCGGCCUCACUAUUCCUUCCAGCUGCAGGAGACGAGCUACAACUUCAGGACAGCCACUCACUGGUGGAAGCCCUCAGGUGUGGAGGCCCGGAGUCUGCUCAAGCUCUAUGGGAUCCGCUUUGACAUCCUUGUCACGGGGCAGGCAGGGAAGUUCGGGCUCAUCCCCACGAUCAUCACUCUGGGCACCGGAGCAGCUUGGCUGGGUGUGAUCACCUUCUUCUGUGAUCUGCUGCUGUUGUAUGUGGACGAAGAAGCCCAUUUCUACUGGAGGACCAAGUAUGAGGAGGCAAAGGCCCCGAAGGUGACCACCAACCCUGAGCGGACAGAGCCAGCUUCUGCACCCCCGUGCAUGGCUGCCCAGGGGUCUUAGAGGGGACCCAGUCUGGGAGCCAGACAUCAACACCAGAGUGACCAUGCUGAGGCUCCGGCCCCCCACUCACUGGCCUGUUUCUGAGACCUGUAGCUGUUCCCCGCUGGUUGCAGGGUGGGGGCCCUACUGUGGGCACCUCCUGGAUAAAGCCCCAGCAGGAUUAGGGUGUGAGGGGGGUGGGGAAUUCCACCCUUCCACUCCCAGACAGACUGUCCCUCCCCUGACUCCAGCUCCAGCAGGAUGCUGCCUGGGGGAGCCAGAGAAGCCAGUUUUGCCUAGAAACCUGUAGCAGAACAGGAGCCACAGAGAAGGGGAGACCCUGGGACACCCACAUGGUAGGGUAAUGGUCUGGUGAGGCUCCUGCUAUAUCUAGGUCUAAAGAACUUUCCCCCAGCUUCCAUCACCAGUGUUCUCAGUACUGAUUCUCUCACUGGCUAGGGCAGACUCCAGCCCUUCUCCCCCUACCAGCACCCCCAUCUUAGGUAGAACCCCUCCCUCUCAGCUGUGCCACACUGGGGUCUAUGCAACUGGAGUCUGAAGCAAGGUAGAAAGAGCCCUGACAAGAGGGAUUAUCUCAGCUUCUCUGGUGUUGGGUUGCCCGAGGCAGGUUCCUACCCAACUCUGGGCCUCAUCCAUGAAAUGAAGGGUGGGUAGGCAGACAGAUAAUCCAACCCCCUGGGACCCCAGGCAAGGGCACAGGCACCCUUUGGUCUAACACCUGCCCAGCUUAUGAGCAUCAACUCCUUCUUGGUGGUAGCCCUUGAGCUGUGGAGGACUGGGAUGGAGAAGAGAAGGUGGAGGGGCUGGGUUAGUGGUCACUGGGUCCUUUGGGAUCUUCUAUAUGCUUCCUCAUUAACCCCCAGCCCUGGAACCUGCUCACCGGAGCCAUGAGAUUAGUGAGCUGUCCAUCUGCUACCCGAGGUCACAUCUAAGAACCUAUCAAGGCAUCUGCACGUCCCUGGAAGGAAUGUCCCUAACAAAGGACACAAAGGACCCCAGCAGACUGGCCUGGUAUCUUUCCAAGGUCUGAGUCCUGCCUGCUGGAGAAUUACGCACCCCCACCCCCAGCCCCACAGUCAGGAAGGGAAGAAAGGGGCUGCAGGAGUCAAAGUCUCCCCUGGUCCCAGGGCAGAGGCAAGGAUUUGGGAGUACCUACUCCAGGGAGGCAAGGGGCUUCUUUCUCAUGGGUCCCUGGUGACCAGGACUGUGCUGGCAGCUUGGCAGUGGAGUCACAAAGGCCAUUUGGGGAGGACCAGGGCUGAGGCUCAGGCUGAAGUAGUAUCUGGGAGGCAUCUGGAGCCCCAGCAAACCCUCGGGGUCUCUGGUACUUCUCAGUCCCCAGAGCGAUGUCCAUGGGGAGGCAGGUUCAGAAGAGCCAGGGUGAGAGAACAUGGCUCUGAGGCCUGGUUAUUGGAAUGGGAUCACAUGUAUCUGGUUGUCCUCAGGGCCCAGAGAAAGCUGUCAUAGCUACUGAGAGCUAAGGAGUAAAG